Molecule: messenger RNA, 1950 nt
Organism: Actinia tenebrosa (Australian red waratah sea anemone)
Lineage: Eukaryota; Metazoa; Cnidaria; Anthozoa; Actiniaria; Actiniidae
Source: RefSeq, a predicted model, not a curated record
GCGGCAUCAUUUCUGUGGAAACGAGACGCCAUCUUGACAUUUCUACAAACAAGAAAAGAAGACUCGUAAAAAUGUCUACAUUUGGAAGAUCAAAAGGAGCUCGAUCAACCUCUCCGAUGCGCAGUCAUUCGCCAGGGAAUCUUCGUCGUUCUGGUAGCUUUGGCAAGUCUACUGGAAAAGGACUAGCAGCUUCCUUUGAUUCUUCUGCAGCUAGAAGUAAACACACGCGGUCAUCAACAGCUGAUGUAGGAAACAUAGAAAAUGAAUACAUUAGGAACCUUCAGCAACAAAUAUAUUUCUUAGAACUGGAAGCAAAUUAUCUUCGAGAACAGUCAAGAAAGGCAUCAGUUAUUCCUCCAAGAGUGACAGAAGAAGCAGACAGAAUGAUGAGAAAAUUACGUGACCUUCAGGCUCAACUAGAUGAGCGAUCCAAUGAUAACAGCAAGAAGGAAUCCAAGAUCCUCAUGCUAGAGGCUGAAAAGGACACAGCUAUCAAGAGGUUGCGUGAUGCACAAGAGGACCACGAGGCAGAGAAACGCCAACUUGUCAAUGAGAUAGUAUCUUUGAAGAAACUCAAAAAUAUAAGUGAGAGGGAUUCUACAAGAAAGGAGAUGCAAGUUCACCAGUUCAAAGUCGAAGCAGAAAAAGGGUUAACAUCACUGCAAGAGGCUGAAAGGAAAAUCCAGCAAUACAGGGUUGAGAUGGAUAGGAAAUCAGAAGAAGUAACCUCUCUCAGGAUCCAGUUAGAAGAACAAAGAGCCGAGACGCUGAGACUCAAGACCCAACUACAGGAGAUGGAUGAUAGAUUCUUUGAUUCACAAGCCAAGACAAAGGAACAAUUGGGACGUGAACUACGGGAAGAAAUAAGACAGCUGCGACUACAGUUGAAAGAAAGAGAAGUCGGUGCAGAACAGGACCGCAGUCUGCGGACUAAGAUACAAGAUGACUGUACUGCCCUCAUUAAAGAGAACGCUGCCUUAGCUGCACAGGUCAUAGAACUCCAGAAACACAUCGAUAUGGACCGUUCCCAUCGAGACGAGAAGGACGUCAGACGGCAUGCGAAUAUACAAGAACUCGUCUCUCUGAAGGAGAGCAACAAGCAUCUAAAACUUGAGCUAGAAAAGACACAAGAACUACUGAGACUAGAACAAACAUCCCAUAGAAAAGACCUUGAAAAGCUGUCUAGAGAAGAACAAGCGUCCUUACAAGCGAGUCUUCAGAGAAGUCAUCUACAGAAUGAGCUGAGUGAAGUAGAAGUGAUGCAUGAUUCCAGUGAAGCUGAAAACAUGGCGUUAAAAAGAGACAAGAUCAUGUUAAGUGAUGAGGUUGCUAACCUGAAUGCUAAGCUGGAUGACAAAGAAGAUGAACUAGAUGGAAUGAAAUUACGGCUAGAAGAAGCCGAGUCAAGAAAUGCGCAGCUCGAAUCCAAGAUCCGCAUGCAAAGAAGCCUAGAAUCCAUUAAAUGGGAAGAGUUUGAAAAACUUGCUACAACCAUGAAAUCCUUCUCGAGAAACAUGAGUCCAAGCAAACACGAUAAAGACAUGUCAGACUAGACAACACACUGUAAACCAUAAGAUCACAGGAAGCCCAUUGCCAAAAUGAAUAAGUGCAUUUAUGGGUUAUGGGAUACCUGUGGGUAGCCUGACACUGCAUGGUUGAUCAAGUAACAACUUCUCCUUUCCUGUCAACAACAGCAAUAGCCAUGCAAGAAAAAAAUAUUGUCUGCUGCAAUAAAGAUUUCUCUUGGUGAUUUGGCGCUUGUACAAAAGGUGGAGAAAUAGUUCUCCUUUGUAAUCAUUAUAAUUCCGUCACGCAAUGCCACUGCAUUACGUCACGGCCAAGAGUUACUCCCCACAAGGUCGUAACGUAGGUCUAUUUUUAUAAGUGGUGUUAUCAGCAUGUUUGUUAUUUUUUUCAAUAAUAAAUGACUUCUCGUGAUAACUCCCACUU